AUGAUUAUUGUGAUUUUAAAUAUUUUGCUAUUUUACUCUAGAUUAACGCAUGUUGAAGGGUAGUCUAUAUCAUUAUUUAACCCAUUAUACUAAUUUUAUAAUGAAUCGUUUGCAUAAUCAGUAUUCUAAAUUGAUGAUCCUUACUGUUAUAAAUAUGGAAUAUCUACUAGAUAUAAUCCUCUAAUUGAUAUUCAAUAAUUAGGAGAAAUUGGAAUUUUAGACAGCAAUUGUUUCCAUAUACAUCAUACCAUAGAUAAUAGAAAGUAAAAUAUAAACUUUUUGUAUUAUGAUUGUAUUGAUUACGAGAAAUAAUAGAUAGAAAAAACAUAUACAUUUAUUGGAGAUGAUGGUAAUAUUUAUAAAAAAUCAUAUUAUCUGAACAUACAUGAAUAUGAAUCAUUUUGGUACUUUUUAGGUAUUAUUGCUAAUCUAGCAGAAAAAUAAGUUGUUAUAUGUCUUAUCUUAAAUAACAAGAUAUUAGAUACACAAAUAUAUAAUCUCAUAUAUCCAAAUUAUGAUGCAAAUUUAUAAUAUAUCUAUGGGGGAGAUUUAUAGAUAAAUAUUGAUUAAACACUUUUUAAUGAAUAAAUAUCUAAGCUUUCCUAUUUUCCAGGAAAUUAUAUAAGAUAUAGUUUAAGUUAUUAAAGUAGAGAGGGAUAAUGUUAGUUGAAAAAUUUUGAAGAUCAAUUAACUGUUCCUUUAUUAAGUUGCAAAUGUACAUUGAAUAAAGUUCAAAAUAUUCCUGAUUCCCUUAUCUCUUAACUAAAUCAAGAAUAUUUCAUAUCAGAAAAUUUAAAUUGUGAUUCCUUUAGUUUCUAAACAUGGAUUAGAAUAAAAGAAAGAAAUAAUUAUGUUAAAGAAAUGGAUUAUUAAUUAAUUAAAAUAUCUGCGCAUUAUAUAAAUACAAAAUUAUUGGACGAUAAUCUAUGUGCAUUUUAACUAUAUUAUAAAUUAACUUAAAGCCUAAAUUAAAUCAUAAUAACAACAUAUAGUUACACUUUCCCAAUAGUAAAUAUUGACUUUUCAGAUGAUCCUUUUUUAAUUAAAAAAACUUUCUCUAUUGAUAUAAAUAUAUAAUUAUGGCAUUUUUUAAGAAUCAGGAAAACCAAGAAUUCUAUAUAAGUGAAAAUAUUAUUUUAUGAAGUAACAACAAUUCAAGAAUAUUCUUUUGAGAGUAUUGUUAAUCAUUUUAAUAUGAUUAGAUUUAAAAUAACUUAUGGAAAUAUAUUGUAAACUUACAACUAUUUAACAAUCUAAUUUAUAAAUAUGAUGUUUUCUAAUUGUGACAAAGAGAUUAUUUCGAAACUAUGUCAUAUAUCAUGCUUGGAAUGUGAUGGUCCAACUAAAUCUGAUUGUUUAUCAUGUGAUCCAUCUACAAAUAGAAUUUAUAAUAAAAAAUAGAAAGCUUGUGUUUGUGUCUAUGGAAAAAUUGAAAUAGAUAAUGAAUGCAAAGACUAUUCCUCAUUUUAACUAAUUCUCUCUUAAGAAAAUGGUAAUGAGUUCAAGUGUUCCUAUGGAUAUUUUGAAUUUGAUAAUGAAUGCUGGAAAUGGUAUUUAUAUCUAACUUUAUUAGUCCUUCUAAAAUAAGAGAGAAAUUAAUAACUUGUAUAGAAUGUAUCACAAAUCCAAAAACUUGGAUUAUAAAUCCAUAUUGUUAAUACAACUUUGUAACUGAUGAUAAUUUAAGGCCUUUUACAAAACUAGACGAUGGGGUAAGUGAUUUAUUCUUUGAUGGAGCAGAUAUAAAGUUCAAAGAAAAUUAAGAAUAAUAUAAAGAUAUUUAUUCUGAUUACAUAUAGACUUUUGAAUAAUUUUCAAAUUUCUGUUAGAACUGCCAAAGAGAUUUAGAUAAAGAAUUCUGUUUCGUUUUUGAACAUUGUAUGUAAUGUGAAAUUCAAUUAUUUAAACCUAUUUGUACCAAAUGUGUUAUGAAUUUUUUAUUAAAAGAUGGAGUUUGUUAAAUAUAAAAAUUGAUUUAAACUGCAAAAGUUAUAGUCUGUGAAACUCCUUAUUAUUAAACCUAUUAUAAUAUAUGUAUCUUAUGUCCUAUUGUUAACUGUCUUUAUUGUUUUGAUUAUUUAAAGGAUGAUGUUUAAAAGAAUACCAUAUUUUACAAAUAUUCAACUGAGAGGAUUAAUGCAAAUGAUUAAUAAGUAUUGGUAGGUUGUGCAUAAUGUCUAGAAGGAUAUAUUUAUGAUUUCAUUACUGGAUAAUGCAUUUAUAAAUAAUCAUAAAUAUAAAAUUGUCUAAGAUCAUUUGUGAAUUAAGAAGGGAAAGAGAUGUGUAUUUUGUCAUCAAUAGAUGAUUUUAAAGUUGCUCCUUAAAUAAUUAAUUGUUAAAAGUAUAUUUUUCAUUGUGAAUAAUGUUUUCAAAACAUUCAAACUAUUUUAAAGUGUCUAAUUUGUGAAGUAGGAUAUGUGGCAUCCUAUACAACUGGAUUAUGCUAGAUUGGUUUCUAAUAAUAAAAUGAAAAAUCUAGUGUUUAUUUUUAUGAUUAAAAUAUUUGGAGGUAUAUUGUCUAAUCUUUCACUAUGCUAUUUGCUAAAAUAAAUUAUUCCUAUUUAUUAGAAUAAUUUAAUAAUUAUAAUAUUGAAUGUAUAGAUGGAUAUUAAUUAUUUAAAUAAAGAUGUUCAUAAUAUUGUGAUUAAAAUUGUAGGCAAUGUUAAAAGGAUGAAAUAUCAAAGAGAUUUACUUGCUCUUUAUGUUCCUUAAACCCCUAUUAGGAACCAUAUAGAGUUUAAGAAUAUGGUAAAUGCGUAAUUUGUCCUUCAUUAUGUUUGGUUUGCCAUACAAGAUCUAACGAAAGCAUUAAGGUAUUUUUAAUGAAAUGUAUUAUAGAAUAUAAAUCCGUAUUACAUAAUAAAUGAAAAAAAUGCCUAAUAUACUACAUAAUGCAUAAAAACUAUAUCAAACGUCAAUAUAAAAAUAGACCCAUAAUUGUAAGUAGCUCAGUAUAUAUAUGAUCCUAGUAAAACAGCUUUUGAGUAUUCAGUAAUCAUUAAUUAUAAUUCAAGAUGAACUGGUUUUGCAAAAUGAAUUCUGGUCCAUUUGAUGUAAAUGCAGAUUCAUCUGAAAAUUUUGAGAAUGAUUUUGACUUUUUCUAUUUUAAUGAGAUUGGUCUGAGAUAAUUUAUUUUAAUUCUCUAAUUUAAACUCAGUUGUGAUGUUCCCAAAUUCUAAAUACCUGAAUAUCGGAUAAUUAAAAAUUCAUUUUACACAAAAAUAUUUUCAAUCAGAUUUGUUAAACUUUAAUUAAAAGGAAAUCUACCAAUAAUUAAAAAUUAUUAAAUAUAUAAUUUUAAUUAAGUAGAAUUAAUAAAUUUGUAUGUAAAUUUAGAAUAAAACAUUACUUUUGAGUUUUAUAAUAAUGAAGAAGCAAUAGAUUAUCAAAUAUUAAAUACUACAUUUAUUUCAAAUAAAUUAGAAUAAAUAAAAUUUGAGAUUCCUAUGAAUAUCAAUCAGAUUUGUAAUAUUUACAAUUUAUCAAUUUCUAAUUUUGUUAUUGAUAAUUCUAUUAUGUUUAACAUACAUUCAACUAAAUAGAAUGAAACUAUUUUUAUAGAUUACUUUUUUUUGACGGAUACUAUAAUUAGCAACACAGUUUUGUUCAAUUUCAAUACUACUUCACAAAAUAUUGUAAUUGGAAACCUUUUUAUUGAUCGAUGUGAAUUCAACAAAUUUACACUACUUAAUUUUCAACAAACUUCAGAAACAAAAAUAAGUCUUAGAUCCAUUAUCAUUAAGAAUUCUAUUUUUACUAAUUCUUCAUUUUUAGAAAGUUAUAAUACCAAAAUUCUUUUUAUCUAUUCUUUUUAGAUGAUUGAAAACUUAAUUUUAAAUUCAAAAUUAAUAAAAUUUAGUAAAGAUCUUUUUAGCUUUAAUUUAGUACUUAAAUAAAAUUAGUUUAAAGAAUCAAUUUUGUUUGAAAAGUAAUUCUCUGUAAUCUAUCAAUAAGAAAUAAAAAUAGUUGAUAUUAAUAUAAUUUCGAAUAUUUUUCAGAGUUUUUAAGUUUUUGUCAAUGAUUAAAACCAAAUGCAACCUAUUAAAAUAGAAUUAACAAACAUUGUUUUUAAAGAUAAUACUAAUGCUUAAAAAGAAAUACAAGAUUAUAUAUUUAAACUCAGUUGCUCAAAUAUUUUAAUUUAGAAUGUGUCUAUUAUAAAUACUUCUUAUCUACGCUACUUUUAUUUAUUCAACAUUUCUUAAAUUAAUAUUAAGAAUAUUUCUGUUUAAAAUGAAAUCUAAGAAUAUAGGAUUCCCCUUAAUUAAGAUUGUAUUAUUAAUAGUUAUUAGCAUUCAAAAUUUCUAUUUUUGAAAGGAUUUUCUAGUCUUUAUUUGGGUUUUAUUAAAUUGUUUAAUUAGAUUACUAUAGAUUAAUCUUUUAUUGAAAUUCAGUCCAAUGAUUAAACCUUAAAUAAAGAACCUGAAACUAUAAUAAUUUAAAACGUUACUUUUACUAAAAAUAGAUUGAUGAAGAUCAACCAAAGAUAUAUGUUUUCAAUCAUAUCAAUAUAUUCGGAUAAAAUAUAGUCAAUCCACUUUUAGAAUAUAUUGUAUUAGGAAAAUUCUUAUCAUUAAUAUUAUGAAGAUCCUACAUAAAGUUCUGCUAGUUUGCUUUUUAUCAACUCAAUUAAUAGUUUUAUUCUUCUUUAGAAUAUAUAGUGUUUUGAAAAUUCCCUAACAAACUCAACUAAUUCCUUUAUUACUAUCAACUCUAAUGAAGUUAAAAUAAAAUAAAUUUAAGUUUUUCAUCACAAUUAUCUGAGAGUAGAAUUUUGGAAUAGGUAUUAUCAAAUUUUGCUGUAAAAUAAUAUUAAUUAAAUUGAAAUUAAUUAUAUGAUUGAAUAAAUUCUAUCAAUUAAAAACAAAGGUGGAGUUAUUAAAAUAAUCACUGAUAAUUUCACUUUAGAAAAUGGAUAAUUUUCAUAUCUAAUAGCAAAAAGCAGCUCUGUUUUGGAUAUUGUCACCAAGGGAGCUGGAAUUAUCAACCUAUAUAAUUGUAGUAUUGCUUAUUCUCAAAAUAAUUUGCUUUAAAAUUCAAAAUAAGAAGGAUCAAUCAGUAUUAGUUCAUAAAAUAGUUAUUUAACUUUAAGACUAGAAAAUUUUAAUUUCACAGACGUUUAUAAUACAUUAUCCCCAGCAAUCUUAUCCCUUAUUCCAUCAGAAGUAUCAAAUUAUAUUCUUAUAAAAAAUGUUUAAGUCUCAAAUUGUUUCUCUUUAACAAAUGUGUUUUUAGCAUUAUCAUUUCCUUAAGAAAAUGUUGAUUAAAAUUUAAUAACUAUAGAUAACAUCAUUAUAUCAUAAAGUUAAUAAGCUUCAGUGGAAUUUAACAGAUAGCUUAAUAUUUUGGAACCAAUAAUAAUAUCAUAAAUAACUAAAGACAAUGCUAUUUUUAAUAUUUAAGGAUGCUUAUUAAAGGUUCAUAAUUUUUAAUUUGAAGGAUUUAUAUUAUCUGGUAUUUUUAAUUUAAUAAAUUGCAAAAAAAUAUAAUUAAUGAAUAUUUUAUUUGAUAAAAUUAUUAUGUUUCAUAGUUUGAAUUUGCUACAUAUUGAAUCAGUCGUUUAAAUUAAAUCAAUAAUUUAAAUAUAAAACUUAACCACAAUUGAGAUUAAGAUGUUUAACAGUCACAAUUAAUAAUUAAGUCCUUUAGAUUACCCUAAUUUAUUUUUAGAAUAUAAAAAAUGUUAAAUAUUAAUGGCUGUAUUGCUUCCAAUAAAGAUACAAUAACUAGACAAAAAAUUAAAUAAUUUCGAAUAGAUUUUAUAAUAUUCCACUUAAAAUGGAUCAAUUUUAUACAUCAAAUGUUCAAACAAUCUAACAAAAAUAUCUUUACAAUCAAUAUUUCUCUUAUAGAAUAAUUGCAGGACUUGUAAGCAUGGUCUUAUCUUCUUUGAAUUAAUUGAUUUUUAACAAAUAAAUAUUGAAGAACUUUAUUGUAUGGGAAAUAUUAUAUAACAAUUUGGAUGUAUUACUGCUUAAUCAGAAAAAAAACUGUAAGGUAAGUUAAAAAUUAGAAAUUCUCUUUUUAUUAAUAAUAUAGGUACCUAAGGAAUUGCAGUAUCUUCAUUAAAUGUUAAGAUAUUUUUGUUCAAAAUCAAGAUUUUCAAUAAUACUGCAACUUUAUUAGGAGGUGGAUUAUAUAUUGAUCUGAAUAAUUAAGAUUUUUCAAUAAAAUCAACAAAUAUUUAAUAGAAUAAAGCAAGUGAAGGUGGAGGGAUUUAUUUUAGUGAAAAUAGCUUUCUGAGUGAAAUUAAUUUUAUGAAUUCAUUGUUAAAUUUUAAUCUAGCUGAAUUAACAACAAAUAAUCUACACGAAUAACCUUCUCAUUUAGACUUAUCAAUCAAUCAUCAAAUUAUGCCUUCAGAGUUUAAAUUUGAUUAAAUAUCCUAAAAGUCUUUAAAAUUAUAGCCUUACAGAAUGAUGUAAUAAGGUAAAAUACUUAUGGCAAAUAUAUUAAUGGUUCCAAGUAAUUAAGAAAUGGCCAAAUAUGAAUUAUACAAUCCCAAAUAAAAGAAGUUUACAUCAUAUAUAAAUGAAUUAUCCAUUUAAUUUAAAAAUAGAUUUAAUGAAUAAUUGCUUAAUUUUACUAAUUCAACUUGCUAAAUUAUUGAAUCUAUAUUAGAUAUUAAAAAAUAAACAAUACUGGAAUCAUACAAUGUGUCUUUAAUAUAAUUUAAUUAAACCACAAACAAAUUUGAUAUGGGAACCUUAAUUUUCAUCUUUGAUCCAUAUAAUCAAACUAAUAAAUAAUAUGAAAUUAAAAUUAAUUGUAAAACCAAAAAUUAGAGUUAAGAAUUAUCAUAUAAUAUAAAAGUAAAAAGCCUUUAUUGUUAACUAGGAGAAUUUUAUGUUUUAGAUGGUUGUUUGACUUGCGAAUCAAAUUAAGGAUUUUAUUCAGUUACAUACAAUGCCACAAAGUGUUCAAUAUUUGAUAAAACAAAAUUUGAAGCAAUCAAUUCUAACAAUAUAAACUUGAAACCUGGAUUUUGGAGACCUCAUCCAGAGUCAGAUUUAGUAAAUGAUUGCUUCAAAAAUAUUGAAUCAUGUAAAGGGGGAUGGGUUGUUGGAGAUGAUAUUUGUAAAGUUGGGCACAUUGGAGGAUUAUGUGAGGAGUGUGAUAAACAUAAUAUUAGAGGAGAUGGAUAUUUUUUUUAAAAUGAUCAAUAUACUUGUUGGAAUUGUAGAGAUUUUUCUAUCAGCAUACUAUCUAUAAUUUUGAUAAUGGUUUGGUAAUAUAAUAAUUGAAUCUAGGGUCUUUCUUUCAACUUUUAUAACAUUAACUAGUGUAGAGAAAACAAAUUAAUUGUUUGCUUUAUUCAAACUCACUUAAAAAUUUGCUCAUAUUUUGUUUAAAAUGAAUUUAAGUAAAUAUAUAUAUUAUCCUUUUUAGAUUAAGAAAGCAUAUUGUUAAAAUUAUUUCUUAAUUAUAUUUGGAUAUUUUCUGUGAUUUUUACUUUUAACAUUAAAUUCUCUUUUUCAUUUAUUUUUGUUAACUAAAUGAGUGAUACAUCAUAUUUUCUAACUCGUAAUCUAGAUUGUGAACUUUCCUAAUCAUUUGAAAUUGAAUUAAUAUAUAUGAGAGUGUUAGUGAUGUUGAUUUUAAUCGCCUUAUAAAUCUUCCUCAUUUAAUUAGGAGUCAAUAUAUUUUUUAUGUUAGCAAGAGUAAGAUUCAGAAAAAACAUAAUUUCAAUCACGUUAAUUUACAUGUAUAUUUAAAACUAUACUGCCUUAAUCAAUCAGUAUAAUUUUUUUAAUUAUUAAGGCUCUUCUCUAUUAUGGCCAAUAGGGAAAUCUCAUAAAUUAAUUAUGUUUAAGGAGACGUGUCCCUCCUCUUUGAAUCAUCAAAUCAUUAGACAUGGAUGUAUAGGUUUGCAUUACCAGUUUCAUUACUAAUAGGAUUAAUUUUACCCAUGUCAUUACUUUGGUUUUUGUACCAAAAAAGAAACUUAUUUGAUAAAAUAUAAUUCAGAAAACAUAUCGGCUAUCUAUUUAAUGAAUAUAGCAAUAAUAGCUCUUUUUGGGAAUGGAUUAAAUUAUGGAAAAAAACAAUCAUUAUUAUUAUUUUGAUUUACUUUGAAACAAAUAUAUUUUAUAAAGGGUUUUUAAUUGGAGUGUGUUUAAUGAUCUAUUAAAUAAUCACAGCAUAAUAUCUACCUUACAUUUAUUCAAAAUUAAAUAAUUUAGAUUUGAAAUCAGCACAAUUAUGUUCAAUAGCAAUUUUCUUAGCAGCAGUAUAAUAUCUUUGUGAAUAAUAAGAAGAUUAAGUAUAUGCAAAAAUUUUGUAAAUUCUGAUAAUUCUAAUAUGCUUUAAAUUUAGUUUUCCAUAUAUUUUUGAUAUUAUUUCAGCCUAUUAUUAUAAAUAUAAAGAAAAAUUAUUGAAACUCUUAGUAAUUGCUUUAAAAACAUUAAACCCUUAAUCAAAUUUAAUAUGCAAACUUACAUAUAAACUAGAUUAAUGGAGAUNUUGUUUGCUUUAUUCAAACUCACUUAAAAAUUUGCUCAUAUUUUGUUUAAAAUGA
Molecule: messenger RNA, 8518 nt
Organism: Paramecium pentaurelia
Lineage: Eukaryota; Ciliophora; Oligohymenophorea; Peniculida; Parameciidae
Source: the annotation of a GenBank genome assembly